AUGGCCCUGAAUGUGAUACGAAGCACUGCUACAAGUAGUUGGAGAGCACAGUCUAGCCAAGCCACUGCAGCAGCAUCAAAAAGCAAAUCUGCAGCUGGAUUUAGCUUUGAACUGACUGAAGAACAGAAAGAAUUUCAGGCCACAGCCCGUAAAUUUGCUAGAGAGGAAAUCUUGCCUGUUGCUGCUCAUUAUGACAGAACUGGAGAGUAUCCUGUUCCCCUCAUAAAAAGGGCAUGGGAGCUUGGCUUAAUAAAUUCCCAUAUACCAGAGAGCUGUGGUGGCCUUGGCCUUGGCAUCUUUGAUGCCUGCCUUAUUACUGAAGAAUUAGCUUAUGGGUGCACGGGGGUUCAAACUGCUAUCGAAGCAAAUUCCCUGGGUCAAAUGCCAGUCAUCAUUGCAGGAAAUGAGCAACAGCAGAAGAAAUAUCUGGGGAGAAUGACUGAGGAGCCCAUGAUGUGUGCCUACUGUGUAACUGAACCUGGAGCUGGCUCUGAUGUAGCAGGUUUGAAAACAAAAGCUGAAAAGAAGGGAGAUGAAUAUAUAAUUAAUGGCCAAAAAAUGUGGAUCACCAAUGGUGGCAAAGCUAACUGGUACUUUUUAUUAGCUCGUACCAAUCCUGAUCCUAAGGCUCCUGCAAACAAGGCUUUUACUGGAUUUAUUGUGGAAGCAGACAGCCCAGGAGUACAAAUUGGAAGAAAGGAGCUUAAUAUGGGUCAACGGUGCUCAGAUACAAGAGGGAUUGUUUUUGAGGAUGUGAGAGUGCCUAAAGAGAAUAUACUAAUGGGGGAAGGAACUGGCUUCAAAAUUGCCAUGGGAGCAUUUGAUAAAACCAGGCCUCCGGUAGCAGCUGGUGCUGUGGGACUAGCACAGAGAGCUUUGGAUGAAGCUACAAAAUAUGCUAUGGAACGAAAAACCUUUGGAAAGUUAAUCGCAGAGCACCAAGCAGUGUCCUUCAUGCUGGCUGAAAUGGCAAUGAAAGUGGAGCUUGCUCGCCUGGCUUACCAAAGGGCUGCAUGGGAGGUAGAUGCUGGCCGUAGAAAUACCUAUUAUGCAUCUAUAGCAAAGGGAUAUUCUGGAGAUAUUGCAAAUCAAGUUGCUUCUGAUGCUGUCCAGAUCUUUGGAGGAAAUGGAUUCAAUAGUGAAUAUCCAGUAGAAAAGCUGAUGAGAGAUGCCAAAAUAUAUCAGAUAUAUGAAGGAACCGCUCAGAUUCAAAGGCUGAUUAUAGCUCGUGAACAUAUUGGCAAGUUUAAAGAAUAAAAUAAUACUGAAAUGGUAUCAGCAUCAGUGAAAUAUCAAAGGACUUUGGUCCCUGGCAUGCAUUAAUCCAAAUCCAUAAGUGAUUGUAUCUUUUUAGCUAUGCCACUUUUGAUAUUGAAAGAGGAAAAUAUGUAGAAGACUGCAAAAAGACAGCAAGUCCUUAGAAGCAGGAGAGUCCCCUCCCCCCAACUGCACAUCUAUUUAUAUAUCUUCAACAUAUGAAAUAAAAGUGGACAUUUAAUUCUUGGAACUUGAAGAUAUCCUGAAAUACAGAAUCAGUAGAUAAAAUCUAUGCCUUAAUUUCUGCCAAAGGGUUAACUCUGUCCUCCAAAGUUUUUGUUUUUUUCCUCCUUGGCAAACAAUUUACAAUUGCCUGGGUUUUCAGAAUUUGAACAUUCAUAUGUAUAGGAUUAAGAGUGAUGUCAGUGUAAGUAAUUUAGGGUCCCAGCUCCACCACCUGGAAACCAUAUAAUUUGAAACAUUUCUACUAAGUCAGUCUUUUUUGUAGAACAGGAGAAUUUUGCACCACUAUAUCACAUUGUUGUCACUGAUUCUUGUCAGUGUAUGACAGUACAAAUUUGUGCUAAUAAUAUGCCUAAUUUUAGCAUACUCAGUAUUAUGUUUCAUACAAGAUGA
Molecule: messenger RNA, 1893 nt
Organism: Gekko japonicus
Lineage: Eukaryota; Metazoa; Chordata; Lepidosauria; Squamata; Gekkonidae
Gene: ACADM
Product: acyl-CoA dehydrogenase, C-4 to C-12 straight chain
Exons: 12
Coding region: 1-1257 (418 amino acids)
Biological process (GO): medium-chain fatty acid catabolic process; fatty acid beta-oxidation
Cellular component (GO): mitochondrion
Molecular function (GO): medium-chain fatty acyl-CoA dehydrogenase activity; flavin adenine dinucleotide binding
Source: RefSeq, a predicted model, not a curated record